AUUGCGUCCCCCAUCAUAUGCCUUAGCUGGCCUCAUACCUGUGCAUUGUACAAUUGAUAGCAGGAGGCAGCUGGACGCCAACAGUCCAAUGUGAUAUUUGUUGCGGUGAAGUGAUUGAGUUAGUGAAUGUGCAUCGGGUGUGUGAUUGCUACCAAGAAGAACACUUUCAUAACUUCGAUUAAACACGAUAAGAAUUUAAUCCAAAAUGAUCAGUUAACCCGCGAUUUAGCCCAUGGCUGCAGAAUCUGACGGAGUAUUUGGAAUGGUGCCGGGUUCAGAAGAUGAACAACCUAUGGACUUGAGCCGAGCAUCUCGAAAAUCAACACGCCUUAUGCCGCCCCUUAUCCCGAUUAGUCUUCUUCGUUCUGGCUGUCACCACAGACGUUUCGUAAGAAGAGACACUGCAGGCACGAAGCGCGUUGCCAUAGCUCAGCAAAUGUCUGUAGUGAAAAGUGAGUCAGAGGAAAUAGUGCCAGAAAAACUCAAACAUAAUGCUAAAGAUUAUGACUGGACAGAGACCCAGGAUUCUCCGAAACGCAGUCGGUUAUGCAGUGAAAAUGGCUGGGUGGGCCCCGCGCGACUGGAUCGCGCGAGAAGUGUACCUCAGUUAACUCCACUCCCGUCACUCCAGCGACAUAAAUCUUUGAGUGAAUCUCGCAUCCCGGUCGCUGCGGCAGAAGCUGAAGCCAAGGCAAAUGCCGGCGAGGAAGCCUUCCCUAGCUGGGGAGCAGAUAGUCCCAGUGAACAUCUCAGUGAAGAAGAUCUACGGCAAAGACUUCAGUUCGCUGAUAACGACGCACUUCUCAAAUCCUCCUGGAUCUACAUUGGUUACUACUCACAAAUGCUGCAUCGCUUCCAGGCGCAGGAACUUCUGCGUCAGCUCGCCCUGCAGCAUCAGCGAGAUAGCCCAGACGAGCAGAUUGAGGGGAUGGCAGCUAGUGCUACAUCAAAGGCAUCAAAUCCUUCAGAAGAUACAUGUGACAUGAAGCGGAGGCAAGCACGGCCAUUAACUGGGAAACAUGUGAGACCAGGAACAGGAGCCAGUCCUGCCACACUACUUUCUCUGCGGCGCAAGAUACAAGCACGCCAACAACAGCAUGAUGGCCAGCAACUGCACAAGUAGCAUAUGACACCAAUUGGGAUAUUUGUGAACGAAUAUGGUGUGCAGAGGUCUUUAUUACCGAAUGUAGUCAUUUCUGCAUUAAGUAUUAACCUAAAUGCACAAAUUCAAACAUGUUGUUCAGAAACCGACAGAGAUGUUAUCUUUCUAGUAUCAUAAAAUGCAACUAUUUUAUUUUCUAAGGCGUUUUGCGCAAUGGAUGGCAUAUUAAAAUAAAUUCCCUGAUUCCAAUUUCUGUUGUGUGAUACUUUGCAUUUUAAAAUGUGCUUGUUUUUCUUCUCAGCCACAUAUGAGAUACAUUUCAAUAAACUGUAGUAAUUCAAAUUUUAAAGGUGACAGAAUUCAAGACAUCUGUGGCCAUUACCAACAUUUCAUUUACUUGAUUAUUUAAAGAGUCUUCCAAACAUGCAGGUUAAUGACCAUGUGUUCAGUACUGGUGCCUGUGAUCUUUGGUACAAAUGAUGUGAAUUUUUACAUAUUUUAAUAAAAUAAUUAUUACAAUUAUUUGAUAGCAUACAUGAAAUAUUUAAUAUGUCAAAUAUUUAUUAUUUUUAUACUACUCAGUUUAAUAUAGUUUUAAUUUUGUAAGCAAUGUCACUUGGCACAACCAUGUUAGUAAGUAUACCUUGAACUUUGUAACUUUGAGGUGUAUGCUCUAGGGCAAUGAACCUUCCAGAGGAGGGGAGACUUGAGAAUACUAUUUGGCUCAUAAAACUAUUUCAACAGUGGUAUGAAUAUAACAUUAUGAAGCACCAAUAGAUGUAGUAGAGUAUGGAGGGGUGAAAAUCCUCAUCAUAUACCAAAGCUUCUCUAAUACUAAAAGUAGUUCUUCAUAAUAAAAAUUUGUAACUUUGAUUCUUUAAAUUCUUGCUAGCUUAAGAGAUGAAAUUACUAGGUACUGAUAUUAAAUUAAAGAUUUAAUUAAAUGUAAGUUCAUUUUACCUAAUCUUUCAAAACAAGAGCACAGCAAACUGAAAGGAACCCAAAAAUUGUAUUUAGUCUUAAGACAUUUAAAUAUACUGUGUUAAAAUCUAAGGGUAUGAAGCAGAAAAUUAAAUUUGAGGUUAAUUAUACUCGGUGAAUUAAGUAAUAUGGAGAAGAGCCUGCUGUCUCUACCUAGCACCUGAAGUUCUUGCAAAAGCAAUUAUACAUAUAUCAUAAUGUAGACAGUCCCAUAACCUACAUUCAAAUUAGUAUGAGUCAGAAGCAUUGGUGCUGUGCUAAACCAGCUCAGUGAAAGGAUCUUGAACGUUAGGUGAAAAGCAUUGGAAUAUAAGUAACGAUUUAAUUAUGACAGUACAGUGUUUUAAGAUAUUUCAUAUUAUAAACAAAAACGUGCAUUUCAAGCACUAAAUUGUAGCCAUCCAGUAACGGGAUUUUUCAGUUAUAUGUAGAUGCUCUUUUCCCAAGCCUGGAGAUCCACUAUGAAAUCGUAUUCAGUAUAUUAAUCUACACAGAGUAUGAAUGUUGGAUUGUAUUGCAUAAAGUAUAUUAUAAUUCAGAAGUAUCUAGGUCAUAAUGUUUCAGUUAUACAGUAGCUGCAUUUAGGUAAAGAAAUAACGAUUUUCAUGAAAGUCAAUAAUCCCUUGACAAAAGAGAGCAUGAGUUUACUAAAAUAAAUUUCCAUAUUGUGUUAAAGUUCACUUGACACAUUUUUGUCAAAUUUAAUUCUGUUUUCUAUAUAUAUGUUGCUGUUAGGAAACGUGUACUUCAAUUACAUGCAGUAGCAACUGAUGACAUUGUCAAGCAUAGAGUUCAGAUUGGUUACCGUGUAUGGUGUUACAGUUUUUAUGACACCCUUCUUAGGGCUAACAUACAGAUCAGAACAUCACUCAAUCUCAGACCACCACCACCACCUCCACUGCUAUUGCUUCCUACCCAUUUUCAAAUAAUUCUACAGAAUGUUCUGGAUGGAAAAUACAGUAGAAUCAUCUCAGAGCUUCCCACAAAUUGAUCAGCUGCUUCACAUAUAUAGUCAUGCUGCAGAAAUUACACUGUAAGCAGAAUUGUUAGGCCUGUAGCCUAACAAAUUACAAAUAACUCUUACUGACUAAAGCAGAUGCUGAAUGAAGUCAGCAAUAAGCUUUAACAUUCCCCUCAAAUAUCCCUGAUAUAUCUUGGACAGGUGACCAUGGUUUCAAGUUUCAAGUUUAAUCUAUAAAAAGAAAGGAACUUCAAUGCGUGAAUGUAAAUUUUUACGGAGAUUCCAGGAAUUCAUGUAUAAUAACAAAGAACCCUUAAUGCAUCUGUUGUGAUCUGAGUGAGUUUUGUUUGUAGUACGAUAAGCUACAGGCUUGACAAUUCUACUAGGAGUCUGAAUCUUUGUGAUGCUACUGCACUGUGUUCAGUCAAGGAGGAAACUUUGUAACACUGCUGACUGGGCAGUCAGGAUCUUUAGCCUGAGUGGCUCAAGGAUUUGUAAGAUGAUCACACUGUAUGGUGCACAUCAACAAGUUGGCACAGUGAACAAAGAGAAUGGCUGGAACCUGAAAGUGAACUCUAUAUAUGAGUUGUGUGUUACUUGCUGCACUGUCCCAUUAUGAGUAUCAGCACUGGAUGAAUGUCAAAUUUGAAAUGAGGAUGAACUGGCAUGUUUCCCUUAUAUUAUUUUCCUUGAUGUUUUGUGUUUGAAUUCCAGCAUCGAUACAUUGUUCAACUUCAACCCCUCACACCAUCAGUAUGUACUGUAAAAAAUUAUCUUUUUUGUAUGAUUUGAAGUUUUUACAUACAAUGAAUAUGCUGAAAUCUUCUCAGGUGAUUCAUCGUGUCAAUGUUACAUUAGAAACUAACAUCAACCUUGAUGAUGGAAAAGGAAGAGAUCUCUAAUAUAUUCAUUUAUAACUCAACAUGGACACAGCUGAUUGCCCAAGAUGAUUUUAGCACUUCAUUCUUCUCUCUGUCACUAACAUCUUAUCUUUUAAGAUAUGGGCCUACACAGUAUCUGUUUCAUCCAAAACAGUGCCUUAUGUCAACAUUCAUAUUAAGAUAUACAUUUAUUAUUAUUUGCUGCUGAACAGAUAUGGUAGGUUAAUUCUGGUGCAUUUGCUUUGGAAUUCACUCAAAUAUGUUCCAGCUUGAUAGGAUGAUAAAAACACUAAAAGUUAAUGGAGCUACAAGAUGAAACAAAUAGAAUUCUUUUCACUGGUCUCUCAAAUGAUGAGUUCAUUCACUAUUGCUCUCUAACAUAAAAUCCCUAAGCUACAAAGGAAAGCAGGAAUUUUGUGAAAGAUAAGUUAGAACUGAUGAAAUAAAAGAGGAUUUAUGUAAUAACUGCAGAUACUUUUAGCACGAUAUAUGGAAGAUAAGCCCUCAUAAUCUAUAUGAAACAAAAAAUGAAAAGAAAACAAAACAAGAGAUAAGUUUUAUUUUAAACAAUCACACAUAGCAGCUAGAAAUUAAAGUAAUAUAUAUGAAUUGUGAAAAUAUAGGAAACUCUUGUUGUAACAAAUGUGUGAGGACAUCAGAAUUUUUAUUUAUUUUAAAGUGUAUUGUAACGAAAAGGGCUUGUUUAGCUGUUUAAUCAGUAUUAGUGGAAGCAAAUUAUACUGUAUAAAAGCCAAUGUUUUAUUUAUAUUCAUAAAAAGGUCCCUAAUUGAAAGAAUAAAUCAGUCUCUAUUUCAAAGGCACCAAAUAUAUUCAGAUUCCCAGAAGUAAAACGGAAACCUUGUCAGAAAUAUUCCGCCAUUCUGCAUGCGGAUGUUUAUGGUAGCCAGCUGGAACAUCAGUUGAUUUUUAGCAGGCUACAUGGUGAUGUAUCUCAGAAGAUAGAAUUCCUAUACAUAAAUGAAGUAAAUAUUGAACAUUAUGUCAUCAUGAAGGACAUUACUAACUUUUCUGUGUGUGUGUGUGUGUGUGUGUUUGUGUGUUUGUGUAUGUAGGGGCAAGGGGAGAUUGUGGGUGAGCACACACAUGCACACAGACAAAGGCUGAAUGUGUCGAAGUCUUUUGAGUACAGAAGUGGUGCAUUUUUCAUAACUGUGUUUCAUAGUAAAUAUCAGUAUAAAGAACACACUUUAAAGAGUAAUUACAUGUGUCUAGUUUGUAGUUCUCCCUCACCCCCUAUUAACUGUGGAUCAAGUAAUCAAGUGUAUUGAAUCAGUGUUAAAUUGUUGUGUAUUCUGGGACAAUUAUACCAAAGAGGUGUUGAACAGUAUGAAUAUGCAUUUUUAAUACUAAAAGAAAAAAGAAAUUAUUCUGUAACUAGAAUAACUGGACAACUGGAAAAUUUGGAUUUGUUUUCAGCAGAGGCAAAGAAUUUUUCUUUUUCUGUAUUGUAUCCUGAUUGGGUUUGGGGUCCAUCCACCCUCUUAUCAAACAAGUACCAGAGGUCAUUCCCUGGGAGUAAAGCUAUCAGGGCAUAAAGCUGACUACUCACCUUCAUUUAGUGCCAAGGUAAAGAAUAUGUGGAGCUAUAUCUCCACACCUGCCAUUUAUUCAUGGUGUGAUGGUCAAUUAAGCACAGGGAUAACUUUAAUGUAUGUUAUUGCCCACAAAACAGCCUAAGACAUUUGUCUAUAAAAAGAAUGAUAGUAUAUUAACUAGCCUUACAGCUGUAACCACAACAGUGAGGUAUGCUUUUAUGAAGCUUUUGUGGUAAGAUAUUUUGUACAAGAAUAGUCUUUUAGAUAUUACUGAAAUUAUGAUUUCAAUUAAAAUUUGAAAUUUUUGUCAUGAAUUAUUUUGUUACUGUUUUAACCCUUGUGCCAUAAUGGAAGAAUAUAAAUUUGAUCACAGAUAAAAUUUAAGUACAUAUUUUUAUAUUUUAAAGAAAAUAUAUAAUAAUAUUACUGUACUUUAUUUGGUAACAGAUGGUGAAAGAAAUUUGAUGUAAUGAGUAAGUAUCACUUUGCAGAAACUGGGUUUGUAUUUGUGUUCUGAAUUAACCAUUUAAUUAAUAAUGAAAUUAAUUUUGUCAUAAACUGAAGUACUAUCCAGAUCUGGUCCUAUACGCAUUUGAACAUAUUUAAUGUUAACCAACUUGAAAUAAAUCUACCGGUUAAAAUUAAAUUUUUGCACAGGCCUAUUUCAUUAUAUUCUAUCUUGUAUUAGAAGUGUGUUAUGGAUUCCUGGUGAAAUUGAAUGUAUGUUUGUAAUUCUGUACUUUUUUAAAUAUAUGCACUCUUUUUAAAUUUCUUGGUCUCUCCUCAGUAUGUAAGAUAUCUGUUCAUUUAUUUCUGAAAAAAAAAACUGAAUUUAAAGAAGGCAAAUAUUUCAGUCACAGAAAUUAAUUUAACAUUAUAAAUAUUUUCUUCUAGGUUCCCAAACCUUUAACAGUAGUCAUGCCACCUUUAUAUGCUUUGAGUGUUAUUUUAUUAUUCUAUUCUAGGGGGAUGUGGGCUAUUUAAUGAUGAUGCAUGAACUGCAGAAGAAAUUUAAAAUGACAAGAUCGAAGGAUGAUACUCAGCAGGUUGUAGCAAUACUACUCUACACUUCUAUAUUAGGGUACAAGGUUCAGAUCUUGGCUCCAUUACCACCUAAUCUAACUGAUAUGACUCUUCAUUUUCAACAUUCUCUGUAGAAAAAUGCCAGAACAGGAUGUUCAAAAGCCUAAAACAUCCUUUAAAUUACUGUCUACUCGCCAUUCAUGAUCAUUUUCCUGUACAGCUGAAGAGGUAAUCAGAAAAUAGCAUAAGAAAAUUUCAGAAGAUGAUCAUGUAUAAUCAAUAUGAAAGAAUAGGGGAUUAAGUAUCGGCCUAUUUUAUGCUAUCCUGCCAUUUUUCUGGAAUCACUGAUGAAAACAGAAAACACUGUGAAAAGUUCUCUGUGAUACAACCUCAUGUAGUCUGCUGAAAUCCAACCAACUACACAACAUUAUAUCCCAGAAGACAAACUCUUCACAGCCACCUCCAUGAGAAUCUCAGCUCCUACAGAAAUUUCUCUGUUAGGAUAGCCAAUACAUUGGGCAAGACUAAAAUUCUAUACCUCACAAAUACUGGUCACACAUAUUUCUGCUUGGGCUCAUAUAUUUGGUUAUAUUAUAACUGCAUCAGACAUUAUUUGUAAUUUGUCGCAGUGUGAUUUAUAGAAUUUUGGGUAGGGAUGAAGUCAUGCUAGAUAACUAGUUUCCACCUGCAUCAUGCUUCUAGGGAGCAUUUACCCUCUGAUAUUGCUAAUCAAACGGUUACUAAAUACAGAAAAUUUAAAAGGGGAAAAUAUAGUAAGUAAAUAUAGUGAUAAAAUUCCUCUCUCACAGUCAUAAUAUUGUCACGUGUUGGAUAACUUCAGGCCGUAUUGGACAUAGCGAAUGUAUUGAACACUCGCUC
Molecule: messenger RNA, 7383 nt
Organism: Cryptotermes secundus
Lineage: Eukaryota; Metazoa; Arthropoda; Insecta; Blattodea; Kalotermitidae
Exons: 3
Coding region: 233-1123 (296 amino acids)
Source: RefSeq, a predicted model, not a curated record